CUCACUCGAAUCCCCAUCUCUUCUCCCCACGUCGCAAAUAUCCAGAAUCCAAUCCAGCAUGAUCGACUUCACCCUCUCCCCCACCGAACAACACGUCCAAGCCACGGCGCGUACUUUCGCCGCGACUCACCUAGCCCCAGCAGCAGCGCACUACACGCGCCUCCCCACCCCCGAGGCGCGUUUCCAGUCCCUCCAACCGAUCUAUGAAGCGGCCGUGCAGGCAGAGUUGCUCACCGCGCAGGCCCCCGUACCCGCCGGAGGGAAGAAUACCAGUCUGGUGGAAGCAGCCAUCCUGGUGGAGGAGUUUUAUGCCGUCGAGGCAUCGGCGUCGUUGACGAUUUUCGGGACCGGGUUGGGAUUGACCCCGUUAGCGUUGGCAUAUCGGCCUGAGGUGGAUGAGUUUCUCGCUCCGUUUUUACAGAAUACGGGGUCGCCGUUGGCGUCUUUGGUGUUUUCUGAGCCGGGGGGUGUGGCCAACUGGCUGGAACCUGGAGCCCCGGGAUUGCAGACGACCGCGCGACAAGAUGGAGAGGAGUGGGUGUUGAAUGGAGAAAAGAUGUGGGCCACCAACUCAGCCGGCUGGGACUUUCAAGGCGCCGAUCUGAGCUGCGUGGUGUGUCGUUGCAUCGAUGAGGAUGUGGUUGCUCAGGCAUCCCAACCCAGCGACCUCAUCAUGAUUCUCCUCGUCACGCGAGCUGAUCUUGAUCGGAACCCUGUGGGAUCUUUCCAUGUCGUGAAACAUGUCGAGACGGCCGGCCAUGUGGCAGUCUCUGGGCCUCAUAUCAAGUAUACCAACCUGCGCGUCCCGGCCAGGAACGUGCUGUGCGCUCCCGGUACGGGCGCAUCUAUCGUGACGCAGUCGUUUGAUAUUUCCGCCAUGCUGGUCGGAGCCAUGGCCACCGGCAUCCAACGCGCCGUCUUCGAGGCCGCGCUGGCCUUCUCCCGCGAUCCUCGCGGCGGCACGAUGCCCAUCGGCCAACGCCAGUCGGUGGCCGAUCGUUUGAUCGAUAUCAAGAUGCGGACCGAGACCUCGCGGUAUCUGACCUGGAAGGCCGCCCAUUGUUUGCUGUCCGGGCCAGGCGAACAUGCGCAGCGCCGGGAACCGGCCCUGUUGGCGAAGAUCUAUGCUUCGGAUGCGUCGGUUCAGUCGUGCAUUGAUGCGAUGAAUGCGGUGGGCGUGUCCGCGUAUAAUACGGAGCUGCCGUUUGCCAGUCUGCUCUCCACCGCGCUGGUGCUGCCCAUUUUCGAUGGGGGGAAUGUCGGCAUUCGACGACGGGCGGUGCAGGAGCUGUUCCUGGAGGAGGACUACCAGCCCUGGGUGACGAGCUUUGGCCAUCCUCAACAUUGAGGUUUGAGCCUAGGCAGGGGAGCAACCAGCAAGUACGGGUGGGAACGAUGAAAUAGCUGGAUGGGUCUAGGCUGUCUCAGCAUCGAGAAUGGACCACGCAUCUUCUAAGAAACUAUAUCUUUGCUGUUUGUUUGUGGUUACAUAGCUCGGGUGACCAGGGUAUGAUGAGUGAGGUCUGCACACCGGUAAUUCAAGGCUCUG
This is a messenger RNA of Aspergillus ibericus CBS 121593, 1549 nucleotides long. RefSeq names its product acyl-CoA dehydrogenase family protein. Gene Ontology annotation, molecular function: flavin adenine dinucleotide binding. Bases 59 to 1348 code for a protein of 429 amino acids. Gene Ontology annotation, biological process: fatty acid beta-oxidation using acyl-CoA dehydrogenase; butyrate catabolic process. The transcript is spliced from 6 exons. NCBI's taxonomy places the organism in Eukaryota, Fungi, Ascomycota, Eurotiomycetes, Eurotiales, Aspergillaceae. The record is from RefSeq and is a predicted model, not a curated record.